This is a messenger RNA of Theobroma umbraticum, 2306 nucleotides long. Its product is annotated as initiation factor 4F subunit (DUF1350). The record is from RefSeq and is a predicted model, not a curated record. NCBI's taxonomy places the organism in Eukaryota, Viridiplantae, Streptophyta, Magnoliopsida, Malvales, Malvaceae.
AUCCCCGCAAACUGUUUCAUCAGGUUUUCUCCCCCAACAAACAUUUUACAAAGAACAAUGGAGUUAGCUACCUCUUCUAUCUCAGGCGCGCAACUUAACUUCCUUUCUGCAAAGAGUCUCACAGCACCAAUGUUCCACUCUUUCAAGUAUCCUCAAUCAACCGGUUAUCUCAACUUUCACUCUCCGGUUCCCCGGCCGUUUUCCAAUGGCUUCAUUUGCCGAGGAAGCAGCUUCAGUUUCAUUAACAGAAUUAACUCUAGUUCUAAUUACAAUAAUAACAUUAUUAAUAAGAUAUACACAAGGUUGGAUUCUUGUUUGGUCAUACCUCCAUCUGGAAACAAGAAACCACGUGCAAUUAUCAAAUUCUUGGGCGGUGCUUUCCUCGGAGCUGUCCCUGAAGUUACUUACAGUUACUUGCUUGAGCUUUUGGCAAAGGAAGGAUUUUUAAUAAUAUCAGUGCCGUACAAUGUGACAUUUAAUCAUGAACAAGCUGCCAACCAAGUAUAUGAGAGGUUCAGUGCUUGUUUGGACAACUUUCUUGCUUUUGGAUUCCCAGAUGCUAAUCUCACUCCUGCUGAUCUUGUUAACCUUCCAAUUUUCUCUGUUGGUCACAGUAAUGGUGCUCUUCUUCAAGUACUCACAGGAAGUUAUUUCUCUGAGAAGAUACCAAAGGCUAAUGCCAUUAUCUCAUACAACAACAGGCCAGCAACAGAGGCGGUGCCAUACUUUGAGCAGUUCGGUCCUCUAGUUAGGCAGAUGAUGCCAAUGGUAAAAGCAUCUCCAGUGUAUUCAAUGGCUAGGAGUGCUUCAGAUGAUGCAUGGAAGAUGUUUAUUGACACAGCUGGAGCAAUGAUAGCAGACAAGGACCAGGAAGCCCUAGUUUCAUUCACCAAAUUUGUUGAUCAGUUGCCCUCGGUUUUUGGUCAGGUUGCGGAAGGGAUAUCAGAGUUCAGGCCAACACCUUCUGAGAACCGUGAACGUUGUAAGAACAAGUACAACAUCCAACACACACUACUGGUGAAGUUCAACUUUGAUGCAAUUGAUGAAACUGAUCUCCUUGAAGAGACGUUGAAACCUCGUGUGGAGUCUAUUGGUGGGACGCUGGAAAAGGUCCAACUAAGUGGUAAUCAUAUAACGCCAUGUGCACAGGAACCAAAAUGGCAAGUGGGCUAUGUGUACACUCCAGCAGAUGCUAUUGCUCAGGGACUUAAGACCCUUUCAUUGAAUGACACUAGAGUGCUCUCCAGAACAAUUAGUGAUUGGUUCAGACAAUUCGAAGACUAACUGCCAGAGUUCAAUAGACAGUUUGAUUCUCUUUAGGAACAGUUUAUUGAAAAAAGAAUGCAUAUAGAGUUAUAAGGAAUUAAAAAUUAGACACUUCUCUUUGUGUAGCUCAAGCUCGAUGGGCUUUCAUAAGUACCAAAAAAGAAAACAGAGGAAUUAAAAUUUAGACUAGACCUAAAUCAUAUAAAAAUAUAAAAUCGCUCUUAAGUGGUGUUGUCACAUUGAAUUCAGUUAUAUAGCUUGUGUAAAUGUUGUUUGUAAGUUUGUGUGUACUCAUGCUUGGUGAGUGCUUUCUUUUUGCUUGGUUAUCAACGUCAUAACAGCUACUUUUCUGGACUUUGCGAAGAUGAGUCUCAGAAUGUCUAUCAAUCAUUUCAACAAACUCGGUUUCUUCAUUACUUGGACAAUAUGCAUAAGUUGAAGAUUUCUCGUCAAUUGGUAUUUCUGCAAACAUUUUCUGGUGUGGUUCUUCCAAGACUGCUUCUAUAUGCUCUGCUAAAUGACUGAUGCUUUCUUAUCAAAUAAAUUUAGCCAUAUUUUGCCUGCUAGCUUUGACCAGUGUGUAUUUUUGCAAUUGAAAUUGCCUUACCCAUGAAUUACAGCCCCUUUGAGUAAUACACAUUUACUACACCUAGGUGCAUUGCAAAACCUCCCAAGUUUUAUAUGGUAGGCUAAAUCCUUCCUUCUUACAAGUAUUUUUUAAGGGGUGGCGGGAGUAGCAAACACCCUUCAAAUGGGAUGGAACUUGGUGAACAGAUUCUUGUUUGAUUUCAGUUGUUAAAGAGUUAGUAUCAGCCAGGUGUAGAUCCACGUAAUUUAUCUAGAUUCCCGCUGGCCGCUGGAGGAGUUGCUAAAUAACAAAGAGACAAGCGACAGGCUACAAUUUAAGACCACCUCGCAACAAAAAUUGCCCUCUUGGUUAAGGAAAGGGAGAAAUGGAAGUAGACGAAUAAAGAAGUGCCACCUUGUAGAAAAUUUUGAUCAGUACUGUAAUUUCUCUUUGGUGGCAUUUAUGAAAUAAC